Messenger RNA from Amphimedon queenslandica, 3507 nucleotides. RefSeq lists its product as uncharacterized. Bases 159 to 3437 code for a protein of 1092 amino acids. The record is from RefSeq and is a predicted model, not a curated record. The transcript has 6 exons. NCBI's taxonomy places the organism in Eukaryota, Metazoa, Porifera, Demospongiae, Haplosclerida, Niphatidae.
GACUGAAAUUACUGGAUUCAUUAUCAGUGGCAGAAAGCCAGUUAAGCAUAGAAUGUGGUGAAAAACUUUUUUGUGGCCUGUCACUUGAUGUAGUACUCUGCCUUCCCACACUGGCAUUACAGUUAGGAUUGACAGAAGCUGAAUUUCAUCUGAUUGAGAUGGAUCAUAAAAAUGAUUACAGGAGACGAGUAAUAGAGGUGUUUUGGAAGUGGAAAAAUAAGAAUUUAAAGAAUGAGGCCACUUAUCUAAGUCUGAUCAAGGCUUUUGUUGAGGAAAUGAACAUAAAGGCUGCUGAAUAUGUCAUACAUUUUUAUAAAAGUCAUCACCUACAGUCUUUAAUGAAAUGUCACUCAUCAUGGACCAACAGUCAGUCCAAAAGUACGCAAAAGUCAUUAUCAUCGGAGAAAGUGACUCAAAGACAUAGUUAUCAAGAAUCUCAAAGUUUUAUCACAGAAAAGCCUCAAAGAUGUAGCUCAUUAGGGGGAAGGGAUAUCUCUUAUAAAUUCACUUCAAGAUCUAAUAGUCAAUUUAGAGGAGUUCUUCAGCAUAACAAUGUCUUUUCACAAGCUUUUGAUUUCUUUUGUGAUGCUCUCGUUACUAUUUUAUCAAGCGAUCAGGCUCUUUUUCAUCAAUUUGUCGAAUUAGUCACUUCAGAUUUACUUACUCAUCCUAUAGAGAGGGAGAAACCACUACGUAACUCAGGCUCAGUCAUCGGAUGCAAGAUUCUUGUAAAUGAUGUUUGGACAUUCAUUAACAGGGCAAGGAAUCCUGAACGUGCUUUACAGAGAGUCUUGUUUAUACUCACUCAAAUUGAACAGGUUACAGAUAUUGCUUGUGGAAUUAAAGAUAUAGCUCUAGAAUCUGGGGUUAAAUGCACUUUACUUUGUGCAAUGAAUCGUAAAAUGAAGAACAAAGAUCAUGGGCCAUUGGCAAUUGCUUGUGUGCCAGAUACUCAAAAUAUCAUCAUAGCUCACGAUGGUGCAGUAGAUACAUGUAGUUUAAUCAAAAAAUAUGCUCUUAAAUUGAAAAAGUAUUAUCAAGGUUUGCCUGCCAAUCCAAAGUGGUCCCCAGCUAAAGCUCGAGAUAUUUUUGAAUAUGUAGAUUUGGUUGCCGUGUCUCUUGAAAAUGAAUCAAAGAAAGAGACUUCACUUUUAGCUGACCUUUUCAAUGUGGCAUGUGGCUCUUCUGUCCUGAUAGAGGGUAUUCCUGGAAUUGGAAAAUCAACUUUAGCCUAUGAAAUGUGCAAACGAUGGACAGAUGGCAGUGCCUUACAAGAAUACUCAUUGAUCUUACUUUUACCUCUUCGUGAUGAUAGUGUUCAGCGUAACUGGUCACCAGAUAAAAUUCAAGAGUUGAUUGGAAUAUAUCUCAAUAUGCAGUCCUGGAAAUCUGAAGUAGUACAAAAAAUAUUUGAUGAUGAUGGUGAAGGUUUGUUGAUAAUUCUGGAAGGUUUCGAUGAGCUACCAGAAGAUAAGCCUUCAAAUGUUGAUGUCCUUAAAGUGAUAAUGCGUGACAUGUCUGAUGCUACAAUCAUUGUUACAACCCGUACAUCAACCACUCAUGAACUGUCAAAAAAGAUUCGAUUCAAAAAACAUAUUGAAAUUCAAGGCUUCAAUGAAGACAGUCGAAACCGCUAUGUGACAACUUUUUUCAAAAAUAAUCACAAGCAACAAGAAUCAUUUAAGCAAUACAUUGAUAAGUAUCCAGUGAUUUCUGGGUGCCUUUAUAUUCCUCUAAAUUUAGCUAUACUUUUGGACGUAAUUACAAAUCCCAAAUUUUCUGAAUUGCCAAAAACGAUGACAGAGUUGUACGAGGUGCUAAUAAAGAUGUUGAUAUACAGAGAAAUAGAAAGUGAAGCACCAGCUGGCAUGCUAACUCAAAUUCCAAAUUUGAGUGAGAUACCUGAUCCUGCUAUUCAAGAUGCAUUUGAUAACCUUUGUAAACUAGCCUAUGAAGGUACUGUUGCUGGUAAAAGAGGCCAACAGCAAUUAGUGUUUUAUGAACGGGAAAAGUACAAAACCCUUGGAUUGAUGAGAAGAGAAGUGAAAGUUUUACCAAAUGAAGGAGGGGACAUGUUUGCUUACAGCUUCCUCCAUUCAACAAUUCAAGAGUUUCUUGCAGCAUAUUUUAUAUAUGGCUUAACCUCUGAAGAAAUUCAAAGUCAUCUCAAUAAGUACAAUAACAGUUACAAGAUGUCUGUCACAAUGCGUUUUUUGGUUGGACUAACCAAGCUCGAAGGACAAAGUCUUAUUCUUAAUAAGAAAAUGUCGUCCCUGAAUAUUUUUCACCAGCUCAUGGAAGUUAAGAACAAUUUGCUCGUUUCUCAGGUAUUAAACCAGCAAGAACAAAUUACAAUAGCACGUGUAUCAACAAUUAUGACAGAGCAUGAUUUCUAUGUAUUAGGAAGAUGCAUGGCUUUGUCAUUUACUACUUGGAGAUUUGGCUUCACAUUAAGAGCACUAACAAAUAAACACAUGAAGAUGUUGGUGCUAGGUUUCAAAUCAGUAAAAGGAGUGAUGGAGCUAAGUGACCACCCCCGUGUUAAGCAUAUUGGUUUGUCUCUUAAUCAACUUGGCAAUGAUGGUGUUUCCAGUGUUGUUAGCUUACCUCCAUUCAUUUUAGGAACUAUAUUGGAGUUGAAUUUAAGAGCCACGUCAAUUAAUAAGGAAUGUUUGCCUCAUUGCAUUCCAAAAAUUGAACAUUUUUCCAACCUGGUAACAUUUUUAUUUCAUGACAAUGGGUUUAAAGAAGGUGAGCAGCAGCCACUAAUUGAUAACCUCUGCAGACUAAAAAACUUAAAAAAAGUUUCCUUCUCUAACCUCAGUCCUGCAGAAUGUGUUACUGUCCUAACAGAAUCUCAAAGUAUAUGCAAAGUUGAAUUUUAUGAGUUAUCAUUGGCAUCUGUUGGAGCAGUCUUGGCAACAUUGCAUCAAUGCAAGAUACUUGAGUGUAUUGAGAUGUAUGAAAGUCACAUCAUGAGAGAAGUAGUUGCUGGAAAUUUGAUGCAAUCACUGCCUCGAUCUUUUAGAGAGCUAAGACUGAAAAAUUGUGCUAUUGAUUCCAACACUGCUUGCAUUAUAUUUGAUGCAGUUAUAUGCAGGGAUAGUCAAGCUGUACAGAUUCUUGAUCUUGGGGAUAAUAUCAUUGAUGAUAAAGGUGGUCGCCACUUAGCUGGUUUGAUACCGCUGCUAGCUCUAAAAAAGACUUUGUCCCUUAAUGAAAUCUUCCUCCAUCAUAACAGCUUCACUGAAAUAACUAUAAUUGAAUUAAUUGAUCAACUUGCGUGGUUUCCCUCUGAUGUAGACCUGGUGGUUUAUCUUUCUUUGCAAUGGGAAGGAUUUGUCAAUCAGUUCAUUGAACAUUCACCAAUUAAACAUGGAGCAUUAAAACAUUUUGAAUUUAAACGUCCUGACAUGCACCCAUCCACUUCUACUUAAUUAGCUAUGUUAUAUUAAUGCUAUUGAUUUUAUAAUUUUGCUUAGUUAUGUAUUUUUCAUUUUAUGAAAA